AAAAAAUUGUGUAGAAUCGAAAACAUUUUUAUAUUAAUUACAAAAAAAGUACUUUUCCACGUUUUAAUGCUUAGAAUAUAAACAAAAAUGCCGCCAACAAUCAAUGGAGCUCCACCGCCAAGCGAUAAAAGACCUCAAAGGCCAACAGAGCGAAAAUCGGAAAUUAUAUGCCGCGUAAAAUACGGGAAUAACCUACCCGAUAUACCUUUCGAUUUGAAAUUCCUGCAAUAUCCCUUCGACAGCAAUCGUUUCGUUCAAUACAAUCCCACCUCGUUGGAGCGGAACUACAAAUAUGAUGUUUUAACUGAACACGACUUGGGUGUCACCAUAGAUCUCAUCAAUCGAGAUUUAUAUCAAGCCGAUCCAUAUGCUCAAUUGGACCCCGCCGAUGAAAAGUUAUUAGAAGAAGAUGUUCAUACACCUCACGAUUCGGUGCGUUCCAAACAGCAUUCACGCAGUGUCUCCUGGUUGCGUAAAUCCGAAUAUAUUUCCACGGAACAAACGCGUUUCCAACCGCAGAACUUGGAAAAUAUUGAAGCUAAAGUGGGUUACAAUGUCAAGAAAUCAUUGCGCGAGGAGACAUUGUAUUUGGAUCGUGAUGCCCAGAUCAAUGCAAUUCAAAAGACAUUCAGUGAUACCAAGAACGAGAUCACCAAACAUUACUCCAAACCGAAUGUGGUGCCAGUGGAAAUUAUUCCAUUGUAUCCAGAUUUCAAGAACUGGAAGUAUCCCUGUGCCCAGGUUAUAUUCGACAGCGAUCCGGCACCGGCUGGCAAAAAUAUUCCCGCCCAGUUGGAGGAAAUGUCUCAGGCUAUGAUUCGUGGUGUCAUGGACGAGAGUGGAGAACAGUUUGUGGCCUAUUUCUUACCCACUGAAUCGACACUGGAGAAGAGACGUGUUGACUUUGCCGAUCAAGUGCUGUACAAGGAUGAUGAAGAGUAUGAAUACAAAAUUGCCCGUGAAUACAAUUGGAAUGUCAAGAGCAAGGCUUCAAAGGGCUACGAGGAAAACUAUUUCUUUGUUAUGCGCCAAGAUGGUGUCUACUAUAAUGAACUGGAGACACGUGUACGUUUGAACAAACGUCGUAUGAAGGUUGGCCAACAACCAAGCAAUACGAAAUUGGUUGUGAAACAUCGUCCUUUGGAGGCGAAUGAACAUCGUAUGCAACGCUAUCGUGAACGUCAAUUGGAACCACCGGGUGAUGACGAUGAUGAAGAAGAGAUGGAAGAGGAGGAGGAAGAAGAAGAGGAAGAGGAGAUUCAACAAACCCCAGCUCCCGAUGAUGGCAAGGACAAAGAGGAGGAACAAAUACAACGUGAGAGGAAAUCUCGUUCACGUUCCAAAUCGGCAAAAUCGCAAUCACGUUCCAGAUCAAGGUCACGUUCAGGUUCUGGAUCCUCAGAUAGGUCGCGUUCAAGAUCGAAAUCUGGAUCAAGAUCCGGUUCUGGUUCUGAGGGGUCACGGGCUUCCUCACGAUCCCGGUCUAAAUCACGUAGCAGAUCAAAAUCCAAGUCAAAAUCGAGAUCAAGAUCACGUUCCGCCUCGGGAUCGCGUUCUCGUUCAAGAUCUCGCUCACAUUCGGGCUCUCGUUCACGUUCGGCCAGCCGCUCACGUUCACGCUCCAAAUCUGCUUCUAAGUCACCAUCCAGGUCCCGUUCGGGCACUCCCCAUAGUAAAGCCGGCUCCAAUAAAUCUGGAUCUAGAUCACGUUCUAAUACACGGUCACGAUCCCGUUCUAAGAGUGGCUCGCGUUCUCGUUCACGCAGUGCUUCGGGCUCAAGAUCGCCAUCACGUUCGCGCAGUAACACACCAUCAGGCUCGGGAACAGCAUCAGGCAGUGGAAGUGGUUCAGAAGCCGAGGAUUGAGGGAGAAAUUAUACAAUCGGAUAAUGGUAAUUUUAUUGUAGACUCUUAUAAUUUUAUGAUUUUGAAAUUUCAAUAUAAAUCUUUCAAAUUAAAUGUAA
This is a messenger RNA of Musca domestica (house fly), 1964 nucleotides long. RefSeq names its product RNA polymerase II-associated factor 1 homolog (gene atms). Gene Ontology annotation, biological process: transcription elongation by RNA polymerase II. Gene Ontology annotation, cellular component: Cdc73/Paf1 complex. NCBI's taxonomy places the organism in Eukaryota, Metazoa, Arthropoda, Insecta, Diptera, Muscidae. The record is from RefSeq and is a predicted model, not a curated record. The transcript is spliced from 2 exons. The coding region runs from base 88 to 1866 and encodes 592 amino acids. Gene Ontology annotation, molecular function: RNA polymerase II complex binding; chromatin binding.